Apis cerana (Asiatic honeybee) is the source of this 4887-nucleotide messenger RNA. Its product is annotated as longitudinals lacking protein. Gene Ontology annotation, cellular component: nucleus. The record is from RefSeq and is a predicted model, not a curated record. Gene Ontology annotation, biological process: regulation of transcription by RNA polymerase II. Gene Ontology annotation, molecular function: protein binding. Lineage: Eukaryota; Metazoa; Arthropoda; Insecta; Hymenoptera; Apidae.
AACUUAUAUAUUUUUUUUAAUUAUUGUUUGAAAAAACUUCCCAAUAAAGCAAGUGUUUGCGAUUUUAAUAUUCUCGUCCAGACGAUGCUUUAACGGGAAAAUGUAAUAUUAAAAAUAAAUUUCAAAUCUUUUUCUUUGCGAACUUCAUUUCUAUCGCCAUUUUGUCUGGGCGCGAUCUCGCGGACGGCCAUAUUGUGAUCCACGUUUCCUCUCCUUUCGUAGUUUCUAGGGGCGGUGUAUGGAAAGUGCAUCGUUCUUUUUCGCCGUAACGAGGGAACGAAGUCCGAAAAAAAUGGAAGACGACCAGCAAUUCUGCCUUAGAUGGAAUAAUCACCAGAGUACAUUAAUUCAAAACUUCGACACGCUUCUCGAAAGCGGGACGCUUGUCGACUGCACGCUGGCCGCGGAGGGGAAAUACUUGAAAGCGCAUAAAGUAGUGCUAUCUGCUUGCAGCCCCUAUUUCGAGGGAUUGCUGAGUGAGCAUUACGACAAACACCCGGUGUUCAUUCUAAAAGAUGUAAAAUUCAAAGAAUUAAAAGCAAUGAUGGACUAUAUGUACAGAGGGGAAGUAAAUAUUUCCCAAGACCAACUGGCAGCACUUCUUAAAGCCGCUGAAUCAUUGCAAAUUAAAGGUCUAUCAGAAAGUAGAACAAGUGGUAGUAGUAAAACGGACUUUAGGCAACAAAAAGUAGUUCCACAAACAACAUCUCAAAUGGACAUUCCACAAUCGUCUUCCGGUCUCACGAUAGAAAAGAACAAAGUUCCUAGGCAGGGUAUGGCACAAGGUUCCGUAGGGGACCUGCCCGAAGACUCGGCCAGUCCCCAAAUACCUAAGGGUCUCUCGUCGAGGGAAGGUUCUCAAAGUCCCACUUCGAGGAAAAGAAAAAAAUUUAGACGAAAAAGUAUAGGCGAUGAUAAUUCUAUAGAAAACCACGAAGCGUCGAAUUCAAGCGAUAUGCCUCAACAAAUGAGUGUUCCUGCGCUUGGAAUUGCACCUGUGGCAGAUGAAAAAGUACACGCAGACCCUACAGAUUCCAUUGGCAGGUCAGCCUUAAUGACGCAGCUGACGAAACCUGCCGAUGAAAUGCUGCAGUUGCCCUUGGAGAAACCUGAGCCAAAUGAUAAUCUCAUCGAGCCAAAGUCUGAAUAUUUAGAAGAUCAAGAAGAAAGCGUUGAAGAUCUGACGCUGGAUGACGAUAUGAACGAUCUGAACGAAAUGGAACAGGAUAACAAUAGAGCUGGACCGUCCCACGACCCCUCCCAACAUCCUGCAGGUAUAGGUGCAUGGCACGUUACCGGCGAUCGAAGUAAUGCGGGAGGAGUUGUGGGCUCGGUGGCAGGAGCUCCAGGAACGACAGACGAAGUCUUUCUUGCAGCCCAGGAGGCCGCCCAGGCCCACCGCGACUCUCAAGUUUCAGGUUUCUAUGCCGCGGCCCCACAGUUGGAUCUAAACUUCGUUUUACAAUCUUGCAAGGCGUUCGAGAACUCAGAAGGAGGCGGUAACAGGGAGGCGGCGGCGGCGGCGGCGGCGGCAGCGACGACGACGACGACGACGACAGGCCAGCCAGAUUUCGGUGGCGGUUACGUGACGCCCCUACCUAAUUAUCACGCGCAAGCUGGUAGGCAAAGGAGCACGUACGCGAAGGGUAAUUUCGCGGAUUGCUUCAGAAAGCCGUUCCCCUGCCCGAAAUGCGGCCGUUGCUUCACCGUCAAGGGGAACAUGACCAGGCACCACAAGUACGAGUGCGGCCAAGCGCCAAGAUUCCAGUGCCCUUACUGCGAGUUUCGUAGCAAACAAACGUCCAACGUAAUGUCCCAUAUAAGAUCGAGGCACACGGGCCAGAAAGUUCACGUGGUACACCUCAAAUACGAGAAUUGAAGGAUAUAGAAGUCGGCCAUCCGGAGAAGACGCGAAUUAUUAUAGAUAUAUACAUAGAGAGAGAGAGAGAGGGAGAAAGAGAGAGAGAGAGAGAGAGAGAGAGAGAGAGAGAGAGAAAGAGUGUGCAUGCGCGUGCGCGUGAGAGCGUGUCUUAUUUGGGGGGGUCGUUUACGUUUCGCUGUGUCGUAAAAAAGGCGGCCGAGAAUGGUGGGGAUGCGAGUGACCGGCUUAUUUUAUGCUACAAUUGUAUAUAUAAACGAUCGGCCGACUCUUCGCGCAAAUGGCUCCCUCCAUCCGUGCCUAUGACGGAUUCGAUCUCCAUUCCAAACAGUUGACAGUCGGUAUGCAAUAGGUCCUUUCCCCAAUCCCUAAAUCUCACGUUUCGAGUUGUAAUUAAUCCCAACUCCCCGGAUCUUAAGCUUUAAAUUCUUAAUUAAUAAGGAGUCGAUGCACAAGGCAUUCUAGAUCUUCCAAGUUCUAAACUUGGAAAUAGCGUUAAGUUCUCUUAAGCAGCGUUCCAUCGAAUGGAAGGAACGAUGGAAAAAAAAAAGUUGAGAUAUUUAGUAAUGUGAUAGUAGCGAUAUUAUAGCUAGAAUACAGGAGUAUAGGAAAUCUUUUGUGGCAACGCUGAUCCCAGAUCCCUAAGUCCUAACUUCUAAGCAGCGUUACCGAGAGUGGAGGGGAUAAAGUUGAGAAGGUAGGAAGAUAGAGUUCUUCUAGCAAAUUCUUCAACGUGGCAACGUUGCUUCCAAAAAACCUCGAGUCCUAAGUCUUAAGGAAAUUGGUUCCGUGUCGAUCAAAAGGUCAUUGGGGAAAGAAGAAAAGGCAGCGUGUUUAUAUAAAAGAAGCUGCGCCUCUUCUUUUGGCUGAUCUUUUAAAAGUCUUCGAUAUUGAUUAAGAAAUAAAAUAUUUACCAACUCCUUACGACCUGGGAAACUUGAAAAUCUUCCCAAGACUUAUCGUAAACCGGCUGUGAGAGAUCUCUGUCGUCGGUUUUUUGGACAUGGUCCACGGAUGGGUUCGAUCUGUUCGCAUCGGAAAACGUAGUACCUCCGAACGAGCGCGGCCUUUUUUUUGCUAAUUUUCUCCCGAUUAGAAGGAUAAAACUUAUUACGCGUACAUAUACACAUAUGCUUAUAUAUAACAUAUGUAACAUGUGUAUAUAUAUAUAUAUAUAUAUAUACACAAAACAUUCACAUAACACGUCACGCGUAUAUAUAUAUAAAUAUUAUUCAUAUAUUAUAUAUAUUAUAUACAUAUAUAUUUUCCGUUGUUAUCGAAUUUUUAAAUGUUUUAUAAAAUUAGGGGGAACGACCGUUUUUACGGGAUAUUUAUCGUACGUGGAAUCGGGACAAUGCUCAAACGAAAAAAAAAAAUAAUAAUAAUAAUAAAUAAAAAUAAAAAUAAAAAUAAAAAUAAUAAAAAAAAAAAAGAAAAAAAAUCUCGAUUUUUAGGAUUAUCGAGUGCGAAAUCGUCGAUUGGUUAUAAGGUUUGUUCCACGUUGAAAUUCGUCGUGUUUUUUCUAUUGAUACGAUAGGGCUCCACCGCCACCAUUUAUGUGGAGGAGGUGCCCUCGGAAUGCCCGAGGAAUAUUCGAGCGAAUAACGAUGUUUCGAGUACAACUACGUUAAAAAGAAAAAAAGGAAAAAAAAGAGAAAAAAAAAGAAAAAGAAAAAGUUCCACGAUGCGCACGAAACGCUAUCGCGUGAAACGUUCUUCGAUUCCUAGACGUCCUAUUAGAUAAUGUUGCGCGUUUUGUAAGAAAGAGAAAGAGAGAGGGAGAGAAAGAGAGAGAGAGAGAGAGAGAGAGAGAGAGAGAGAGAGAGAGAGAGAGAGAGAGAAAGAGUGAGAAUAAGCGAGUGAGAAAGAAAGUAUGAAAGUAGGAAAGUAAGAAAGAAGAAUUUAACGAUAAGAACGACAGUAAUAAUAAACGAUAAUAACAGCAUUCUUAACGUUCAUAAUAGCGAUAAGAAAUCGAUCUAAUCGAUUUCAUGGUAUCGAGCGGGUAGUAUGAUAAAAAAAAAAAAAAAAAAAAAAAAAAAAAAAAAAAAAAAUAAAAAAAAAAGAAAGGAAAUUUAAAAAAAGUAAUUUAGCGAACGUGCUUUCAUCGAAUAUUAAAAUAAAAUUGUUUCGAAUGAUACUGCGUCCGGCGUAUAUUGUUUCAGAGAGGAAGCAGUGGAAAAGCGUACCCUUCGAUCCGCCAGUACGUUUCUCACGUCAAGACUGAAUGGUACAGGGUGAAGCGGUCGGGGCAAACGUUGUGUUCUUUUGGUUUCUUCUUCUUCUUUUUUUUUUUUUCCUCUCUUCCUUUUUUUCGUUUCGCGAAGGAAUGAAAGGUUAAGGUCCGGUGAAGGGAUGAUGAUGAUGAUGAUAAUGAUAAUGAUAAUGAUAAUGAUGGUGAUGAUAAUAAUGAUGAUGACUUAAAAAUUUGCACAAUUUUCAAGCAUUCCAUUAUUAUAUCUAUUAUAAAACAAUUACGGAUAAAACUAAAAAAAAAAAAAUUUAGGCGUAAAAAAAAAAAAAAUUAUCGAAAUGUAUAAAAAAAAAGUGAAGCAUGGUCGAUGGUGUACGGUUCAAGCGUUUGCGUUCGAUUUUUUCCUCGAUUUGUUGGAAAUUUUAUUUAAAAACCUUAGACGUUCGACGUUAGUGGCCGACUGUUUUUGUUGCUGUGAUAUAUAUAUUAUUAACGAUGUUGUAGCGUCAAGUGCGUUUAUCGAAUAACUCUGUGUAACACGCAGGCCCGAUCGAAGCCGGGUUUAAGACGCGUCCCCAUUUCAUCGUAACGAACAAAUUUUUGUUCAUUAUUAAUCCGUUCGGUCGCGUAACGGCCGAGUCAAGUUUACCAUUUCGGACUUCGACUACGAAAAUAAAUGUUCGCGACAUUAACGACUCGAUGUCUAAAUAAUUGCUAUUCUCUCCAGUUUCCACCAUGUUUUGUGAUCGUAUAUCGUCGUCGCUGUGGAAUUGUAAGAUAAAAAUACAAAUAAUAAAUCGAUGUUUAAACACUC